Pseudogymnoascus verrucosus is the source of this 366-nucleotide messenger RNA. It is a transcript of the gene ATG8, whose product is annotated as ubiquitin-like protein atg8. The record is from RefSeq and is a predicted model, not a curated record. Gene Ontology annotation, cellular component: autophagosome; fungal-type vacuole membrane; cytosol. Gene Ontology annotation, molecular function: phosphatidylethanolamine binding. Gene Ontology annotation, biological process: cellular response to nitrogen starvation; macroautophagy. The transcript has 3 exons. NCBI's taxonomy places the organism in Eukaryota, Fungi, Ascomycota, Leotiomycetes, Thelebolales, Thelebolaceae. Bases 1 to 366 code for a protein of 121 amino acids.
AUGCGCUCCAAGUUCAAGGACGAGCACGAGUUUGCCAAACGCAAGGCUGAGGCCGAGCGUAUCCGCGCAAAGUACAACGACCGCAUUCCAGUCAUCUGCGAGAAGGUCGAGAAGUCAGAGAUCGCGACCAUCGACAAGAAGAAGUAUCUCGUCCCGGCAGAUCUGACAGUCGGCCAGUUCGUGUACGUUAUCCGCAAGCGUAUCAAGCUGUCGCCAGAGAAGGCCAUCUUCAUCUUCGUCGACGAGGUGUUGCCACCGACCGCUGCCUUAAUGUCGAGCAUCUACGAGGAGCACAAAGAUGAGGACGGAUUCCUUUACAUCACCUACUCUGGAGAGAACACCUUCGGAUUCGAGGAGCUAGCCUAA